CCCUAAUUACAAACCCAAAAGAGGCGGGUCUAAUGGGCGUGACUCUAAAACGCGCAAGCAGGAAACAUGGCGUCGUUGGCAGCUCGUCUCUCUCGGGCUUUUUUCAUUAGAAAUGGUGCAACACUGAGCCGCAACACUGGCCCAAAAUCAGUAAACGCGACAGGGCCGUCUUUCAGCCGAACCGCCGUGUCAACCACAUCGGGGGCUGUGCUUCCUAAACCAAUUAAGGUCCCGUUCGGUCUGACCCGCAUGGUUAUAGUGGUGGUUCCGUUCCUUUAUGUCGGUAAUCUGAUCAGUAAAAAUUUCGCUGCUCUUCUGGAGGAACAUGAGAUCUUCGUCCCAGAUGAUGAUGAUGAUGAUGACUGAGUUCAGAGCAUGUUUCACUCGAGCAGUCUGAAGAUCCUCUGAGAGGUUUCCAGAUGCAGAUGAACAGGAUAUAUUUAUGCAAUAAUGAAUGAAGAUGGUCAACACAUUUUUGUGUUUACAUCCUGCAUUACAGUAACCAUGUCCAUAAGCCAAAGUUUAAUGCUGUUUUUAUGUUUUUGAAUAUUGUCAAAGACAACAUGACUUGAGGCUGCCCUCAUCAGCCGCCUCUCUUCUAUUUAAUAAAUUGCUUGAAUGUUA
Sinocyclocheilus grahami is the source of this 624-nucleotide messenger RNA. RefSeq names its product essential MCU regulator, mitochondrial-like. The coding region runs from base 67 to 366 and encodes 99 amino acids. Gene Ontology annotation, biological process: mitochondrial calcium ion homeostasis; calcium import into the mitochondrion. NCBI's taxonomy places the organism in Eukaryota, Metazoa, Chordata, Actinopteri, Cypriniformes, Cyprinidae. Gene Ontology annotation, cellular component: uniplex complex. The transcript is spliced from 3 exons. The record is from RefSeq and is a predicted model, not a curated record.